Linum tenue is the source of this 756-nucleotide messenger RNA. The record is from the annotation of a GenBank genome assembly. NCBI's taxonomy places the organism in Eukaryota, Viridiplantae, Streptophyta, Magnoliopsida, Malpighiales, Linaceae.
GUGGUGGCUGGGGCGGAGGCGGCGGCCGGAGUUGUGGGUACGCCGUACUACGUUGCUCCCGAGGUUUUGUCCGGGUGGGAGUACGGUGAGAAGGUGGAUGUUUGGAGCUGUGGAGUGGUUUUGUACAUAAUGCUCGCUGGGUUUCCUCCGUUUUAUGGGGAGACGGCGGUGGAGAUUUUUGACGCCGUGUUGAGGGCGAAUCUUAGGUUUCCGACUAGGGUUUUCGGGUCGGUUUCACCUGCGGCGAAGGAUCUUUUGAGGAGGAUGCUGUGUAAGGAUGUCUACAGGAGGUUCUCUGCCGAGCAAGUGCUCAGGCAUCCAUGGAUGACAGGUGGUGGAGGAACCUGAAUCAGAAUCAAUGGGAACUUUCUGGACAAGAAGAGUAAAUAGAGUGACUGCGGCUUGCAAGAGAUUGUGUGUAUUGUACAGGGUAUCAGGCGCUGCUUGGUUUACUGGCCGGCCGCCUUGUUAGUAGUUUUUUUGUGUAGAUACGUGGAUAUGGAAUGGGUGGUUUACUGGUUAUCUCUGCUUCUGCUCUAAGUUUGGUAAAGAGAAGAAGCAAUUUUUCCUUGUUUUAUUUUCGUUUGGGUCUGUCUCCCUGUGUGUUUUUGUCCCGUAAGGGGAUUUUGAGCCAGGCAGCCAUUACUAUUCCUUCUGCUAGUAUAGUAGUAGCAGGAGAUGUAAUGAAGAGGAAGCGAAGCAGCUCAUCUGGCUUUAAUGGCGGCUUCGUUUCAGGGGGGUUUGGCUAAUUAUGAG